AUGGCGUUCCUCACAUUGCUGAAGAAGCAGUUCACGCCAACCAAACUGCUCUUCCAUUUCCUUUUUUGGGUAUUCCACUGGGGCAUCUUCGCCUAUGGAUGGUGGAAGCAAGCGGCCGAUCCGCGCCUAGCGGGUCUCAACACACUUCAGUACUCCGUGUGGAUGUCACGAGGUGCUGGUUUGGUGCUGAGCGUGGACGGGAUGCUUAUUCUGCUCCCUGUCUGCAGAACCAUCAUGCGGUUCAUCCGACCCAAAAUCAGAUUCAUCCCGCUGGAUGAAAACAUUUGGAUGCACCGGCAGCUCGCCUAUUCGAUGCUGCUGUUCACCAUCAUCCACACGACUUCGCAUUAUGUCAACUUCUACAAUGUUGAGAAGGGCCAAGUUCGCCCAGUGACGGCGGUGCAAAUCCACUACGUCCAGCCCGGUGGUAUUACCGGUCACGUCAUGCUCCUGUGCAUGCUCCUGAUGUACACAACAGCGCACCAUCGUAUCAGACAGCAAUCUUUCGAGACGUUUUGGUACAUGCACCACCUCUUUAUUCCUUUUUUCCUCGCUCUGUACACGCACACGGUUGGCUGUUUCGUCCGAGACACGGCCGAAGGAUACUCUCCGUUUGCGGGCGAUGAGUACUGGACGCAUUGUAUCGGUUAUCUUGGCUGGAGAUGGGAACUGUGGACCGGUGCCUUCUAUCUCCUCGAGCGGCUGUACCGCGAGAUCCGCGCCAUGCGUGAGACCAAGAUCACCCGCGUUAUCAGGCAUCCUUACGACGUGGUUGAGAUCCAGUUCAACAAGCCGUCAUUCAAGUACAAGGCCGGCCAAUGGCUCUUCCUUCAGGUGCCUGAAGUGUCUAAGUAUCAAUGGCACCCGUUCACCAUCACAUCUUGCCCUUACGACCCCUACGUCUCGGUCCAUAUCCGACAAGUGGGUGACUUCACCCGGGCGCUCGGAGACAGAGUGGGUGCCGGCGCGGCGCAAAGCAAGCUCUACGAAGGCGUCGACCCCAUGGGCAUGUACGAAGUGGCGCUCCAGAACGGUCAGGCGAUGCCGUCGCUCCGCAUCGACGGACCGUAUGGUGCUCCGGCCGAGGAUGUGUUCGAGAACGAAAUUGCGGUGCUGAUCGGGACGGGUAUCGGUGUCACGCCGUGGGCUUCCAUUCUCAAGAACAUCUGGCACUUGAGGAAUGGGCCGAACCCGCCGACUCGGCUGCGCCGUGUCGAGUUCAUCUGGGUGUGCAAGGACACCAGCUCAUUCGAGUGGUUCCAGACGUUGCUCUCAUCCCUGGAGCAGCAGUCUAGCGAAGCCGCUCGCGUCCCCGGCUCGAGUGGCAUUGAGUUCCUCAAGAUCCACACCUACCUCACGCAGAAGCUCGACAUGGAUACCACGCAAAAUAUUGUGCUCAACAGUGUCGGCGCCGACUUGGAUCCGCUCACCGAGUUGAAGGCUCGGACGAACUUUGGCCGCCCCAACUUCGGCAAGCUCUUCACGGGCAUGCGCGACGGUAUCCUAGACCGGACCUACCUGAACGGCCUAGAGGGCAACAUGAGGACCACCGUGGGUGUGUAUUUCUGCGGUCCCUCGGCAGCUGCUCGCGACAUCCACAAGGCGGCAAAGGAAGCUACCGUUCGCGAAGUCCGUUUCCGCUUCUGGAAGGAACACUUCUAA
Chaetomium globosum CBS 148.51 is the source of this 1662-nucleotide messenger RNA. RefSeq lists its product as uncharacterized. Gene Ontology annotation, biological process: superoxide anion generation; defense response. The coding region runs from base 1 to 1662 and encodes 553 amino acids. The transcript has 5 exons. Gene Ontology annotation, cellular component: plasma membrane; NADPH oxidase complex. Gene Ontology annotation, molecular function: superoxide-generating NAD(P)H oxidase activity. Lineage: Eukaryota; Fungi; Ascomycota; Sordariomycetes; Sordariales; Chaetomiaceae. The record is from RefSeq and is a predicted model, not a curated record.